This is a messenger RNA of Molossus molossus (Pallas's mastiff bat), 6556 nucleotides long. It is a transcript of the gene ATG2B, whose product is annotated as autophagy related 2B. Gene Ontology annotation, molecular function: phosphatidylinositol-3-phosphate binding. The record is from RefSeq and is a predicted model, not a curated record. Gene Ontology annotation, biological process: autophagy of mitochondrion; piecemeal microautophagy of the nucleus; autophagosome assembly. Gene Ontology annotation, cellular component: phagophore assembly site; extrinsic component of membrane. NCBI's taxonomy places the organism in Eukaryota, Metazoa, Chordata, Mammalia, Chiroptera, Molossidae.
GCCGGCCCAGCUGCCAGCCUUCAUCAUGCCGUGGCCGUUUUCAGAGUCCAUCAAGAAGAGGGCCUGUCGGUACCUCCUGCAGAGGUACCUGGGCCACUUCCUGCAGGAGAAGCUGAGCCUGGAGCAGCUCAGCCUGGACCUGUAUCAGGGCACCGGGUCCCUCGCCCAGGUCCCCUUGGACAAAUGGUGUCUCAAUGAGAUCCUGGAGUCAGCAGAUGCGCCUUUAGAAGUCACUGAAGGAUUCAUCCAGUCAAUUUCUCUGUCCGUUCCAUGGGGCUCCUUGCUACAGGAUAAUUGUGCACUGGAAGUGAAAGGGCUAGAAAUGGUCUUCCGACCUAGACCUCGCCUAGCAACUGGUUCUGAGCCUAUGUAUUGGUCAAGUUUCAUGACCAGCAGUAUGCAGUUGGCGAAAGAAUGUCUUAGCCAGAAACUAACAGAUGAACAAGGAGAAGGAUCCCAGCCUUUUGAAGGACUUGAAAAGUUUGCUGAAACCAUUGAAACAGUACUAAGAAGAGUGAAAGUCACUUUUAUAGACACUGUCUUGAGAAUUGAACAUGUACCAGAAAAUUCCAAAACUGGAACUGCACUUGAAAUUCGAAUAGAAAGAACUGUAUACUGUGAUGAAACUGCUGAUGAGUCCUCAGGAAUUAAUGUGCAUCAGCCCACAGCUUUUGCUCACAAGUUACUUCAGCUCUCUGGAGUAUCUCUCUUCUGGGACGAGUUUUCUGCAUCAGCAAAAUCUUCUCCAGUGUGUUCAACUGCACCAGUGGAAACUGAGCCAAAGCUGUCACCUAGCUGGAACCCUAAAAUUGUCUAUGAGCCACACCCACAGCUAACGAGAACUUUACCAGAGGUAGCGCCCUCUGACCCAGUGCAGAUUGGAGUGCUAAUUGGUAGGUUGGAGUUGAGUCUCACGCUGAAACAGAAUGAAGUACUUCCUGGAGCUAAGGUGAGAAAUGAACGUCAGGAACUCUUGCAUGGUGGCGCUGUCUGCCAGCCAGUGUUUAAUAUUUGGAGAUACUACUCCGAGAACGGGCUCUGUGGAACACAAUUUAUAGGUACUGGCAUCAAAGUAUCCUAUGAACAAAGACAAAGAUCAGCUUCCAGAUAUUUUAGUACUGAUAUGUCCAUUGGUCAAAUGGAACUUUUGGAGUGCCUGUUUCCGACUGAUUUUCAUUCUGUUUCUCCUCACUAUACAGAGCUUCUAACGUUUCAUUCCAAAGAAUGGACUGAUUCUCACCCUCCUGUAUGUCUUCAGCUUCAUUAUAAGCAUUCUGAGAAUAAAGGACCCCAGGGUAAUCAAGCAAGACUUAGUUCUGUUCCUCAGAAGGCAGAAUUACAAAUUAAAUUAAAUCCAGUAUUUUGUGAGCUGGAUAUCAGCAUUGUGGACAGGUUAAAUUCAUUGCUUCAACCACAGAAACUUACUACAGUAGAGAUGAUGGCAUCUCACAUGUAUACUUCAUAUAAUAAGCAUAUUAGUUUGCACAAGGCUUUCACUGAAGUAUUUCUAGAUGACUCACAUAAUCCUGCAAAUUGUCGGAUAUCAGUACAAGUUGCCACACCAGCAUUAAACCUUUCUGUUCGCUUCCCAAUCCCUGAUCUUCGAUCAGAUCAAGAAAGAGGACCAUGGUUUAAAAAGUCACUUCAGAAGGAGAUUCUUCAUUUAGCAUUCACAGAUCUAGAAUUUAAGACUGAAUUCAUAGGAGGAUCAACCCCAGAACAAGUUAAACUGGAACUUACCUUUAGAGACCUAGUUGGGUCAUUCCAAGAAGAUAAGGGAGAGCCAUCUAUUAAAUUUCUCCACGUGUGUAGUGGAGUAGAUGGAGAUACAACAUCAUCAGAUGACUUUGACUGGCCACGAAUUGUACUGAAAAUAAAUCCACCAGCUCUGCAUUCCAUUUUGGAGAGAAUAGCAGCCGAGGAAGAAGAGGAGGGUGAUGGGCACUAUCAGGAAGAAGAGGAGGGUGGUGCUCAUUCCCUGAAGGACGUGUGUGAUCUGAGAAGACCAGCCCCCUCUCCCUUUUCUUCUCGUAGAGUCAUGUUUGAAAAUGAACAGAUGGUGAUGCCAGGAGACCCUGUAGAAAUGACAGAGUUUCAGGAUAAAGCAAUCAGCAAUUCUCACUAUGUGUUGGAACUUACGUUACCCAAUAUUCAUAUAACACUACCUAAUAAAAGCUUUUAUGAGAAGCUUUAUAAUAGGAUCUUUAAUGACUUGCUGCUGUGGGAACCAACAGCUCCUUCACCAGUGGAGACUUUUGAAAAUAUUUCAUAUGGUAUUGGGCUUUCAGUAGCCAGCCAGCUGAUCAAUACCUUCAACAAGGAUAGCUUUAGUCCAUUUAAAUCUACAGUUCACUAUGAUGAGGAAAGUGGAUCUGAGGAGGAGACUUUGCAGUAUUUUUCUACACUUGAUCCCAACUAUCGUUCCCGUAGGAAAAAAAAACUUGACUCUCAGAGCAAGAACUCACAGAGUUUUCUCUCUGUUCUUCUGAAUAUUAAUCACGGAUUAAUGGCAGUGUUUACAGAUGUAAAGAAAGAUAAUGGAGAUCUAUUGGAAAACAAACAUGGUGAAUUCUGGCUGGAGUUCAGUAGUGGUUCGUUAUUUUGUGUGACAAAAUACGAAGGUUUUGAUGAUAAGCACUACAUCUGCCUUCACUGCAGCACCUUCAGCCUGUACCACAAAGGCAUAGUGGAUGGAGUGAUUCUUCCUACAGAAGUACGACUGCCCAGUUCAGCGCGCCCACAUUGGUUGGAACCUACUAUUUAUUCCUCUGAAGAAAAUGGCCUCAGUAGAGCUUCUUCAGAUGGUGUUGGAGGAGACACUAUGAAUAUGCUUUCAGUUGCAGUUAAAAUAUUGUCUGAUAAAUCAGAGUCCAAUACAAAGGAAUUUCUCAUUGCCGUAGGACUGAAAGGAGCCACUCUCCAGCACAGAAUACUCCCUUCUGGGCUGAGCUGGCACGAGCAGAUUUUAUACUUCUUGAAUAUUGCUGAUGAACCUGUUCUGGGAUAUAAUCCUCCAACUUCAUUUACAACUUUGCAUGUUCAUCUCUGGAGCUGUGCACUGGAUUAUAGGCCUCUUUACAUGCCAAUCAGAUCGCUUCUUACUGUUGAAACAUUCAGUGUUUCAAGUAGUGUUGCCUUGGAUAAAUCAUCUUCUACGCUCAGAAUAAUCUUGGAUGAAGCUGCUUUGCAUCUGACUGACAAGUGUAAUGCGGUCACUGUAAAUCUGAAUAGAGAUUAUGUUCAUGUGAUGGAUAUGGGACUUUUGGAAUUAACCAUAACUGCAGCAAAGUCUGAUUCUGAUGGAGAACAAACUGACUCGCGCUUUGAGUUGCACUGUUCCAGCGACAUUGUCCACAUCAGAACGUGCUCAGACUCUUGUGCUGCAUUAAUGAAUCUCAUUCAGUACAUUGCAAGCUAUGGGGACUUACAUGCAGCUACCAAGGUGGAAACAAAGCCAGGAGCCCCUCCAAGAAAGACCACGGUAGAUUCCGGUGGUCGGUCGACCUCACGAGGCCCAGUACUUCCUGAAGCAGAUCAACAGAUUUUGCGAGAUUUGAUGAGUGAUGCUAUGGAGGAGAUUGAUGAGCAGCAGGCCACUUCCUCUGUGAAACCGCAGUCUAACGGUGUUUUGGAUGAAAGAUCUCACAUUCAGGAGCCAUGUUGUUCGGACCUCUUCCUGUUUCCAGAUGAGAGUGGGAAUGUGUCUCAGGAGCCCGGCCCCACUUAUGCUUCAUUCACCCACCACUUGAUUAGUGAUGCAGUGACAGGUGUGCCCACUGAAAAUGAUGACUUUUGCAUUCUCUUUGCACCAUGAGCAACCAUUCAGGAGAAGGAAGAAGAACCAGUUGUAAAAAUAAUGGUUGAUGAUGCAAUUGUGAUAAGAGAUAAUUAUUUUAGUCUGCCUGUUAAGAAGACAGAUACGAGCAGAGCCCCGUCACACUUCCCCAUUCCUGUCGUCCGGUAUGCUGUGAAAGAAGUCUCUCUCGUGUGGCAUCUUUAUGGAGGGGAGGAUUUUGGGAUAGCCCCUCCUACUUCUCCAGCUAAAAGUUACAUCAGUCCCCAUAGUUCACCUUCUCCGACAAGACAUGGACGUAAUAUAGUAUGUGGAGGAAAAGGAAGAAACCAUGACUUUUUAAUGGAAAUACAGUUAAGCAAGGUGAAGUUUCAGCACGAGGUCUACCCUCCGUGCAAGCCAGAGUGCGACCCCAGCCUCUUAGAACACCCAGUCUCCCGACAGGUGUUUAUCGUACAGGAUCUUGAAAUUCGGGAUCGGCUGGCCACAUCCCAGAUGAAUAAGUUCUUGUACCUAUGUUGCAGUAAGGAAAUGCCUCGAAAAGCUCAUUCUAACAUGUUGACAAUUAAAGCAUUACAUGUGCGCCCGGAGUCAGGCAGGUCAUUGGAGUGCUGCUUAAGAGUGUCGCUAAUGCCACUUUGCCUCAACAUCGACCAGGAUGCCUUGUUCUUCCUGAAGGAUUUCUUCACAAGUCUUUCGACAGAAGUGGAGCUGCUCAUGGCUCCAGAUCCAGAAGUCAAAAAGUCUCCUGGGGCUGAUGUCACCUGCAGUUUGCCAAGGCAUUUAAGUACCUCCAAGGAGCCGAGUCUAGUUCUUUCUUUCCCUGGGCCAAAGCAACCUUCCCAAAACGAUGCUGCCGAUUCAGCGGAAGUGGUUAACGGGGAGGAAGAGAAGGACUUCUCGGCUGAAGAAGCGUCCUUCAGUGACCAGCCGGUGUUUUUUAGAGAAUUUAGAUUCACAUCAGAAGUUCCUAUUCGACUUGAUUAUCACGGCAAACAUGUAUCAAUGGAUCAGGGUACAUUGGCUGGGAUUUUGAUUGGUCUGGCCCAGUUAAACUGCUCUGAACUGAAGCUGAAGAGGCUCUUCUGUCGGCAUGGUUUGCUAGGUGUUGACAAACUAUUCUCCUAUGCAAUCACUGAAUGGCUUGCUGACAUUAAGAAGAACCAGCUGCCAGGAAUUCUGGGAGGUGUUGGGCCUAUGCACUCACUAGUACAAUUAGUGCAAGGCCUGAAGGACUUGGUCUGGCUACCGAUAGAGCAGUACCGCAAGGAUGGCCGCAUCGUCAGGGGCUUUCAGAGGGGUGCUGCCUCCUUUGGCACCUCAACAGCCAUGGCUGCCCUGGAACUCACCAACAGAAUGGUUCAAACCAUACAGGCAGCGGCAGAGACUGCUUAUGACAUGGUGUCUCCUGGGACCCUUUCUAUCGAGCCCAAGAAGGUCAGAAGGUUUCCUCACCACCGCUUAGCCCACCAGCCAGUGGACCUGAGGGAAGGUGUGGCCAAGGCCUACAGUGUCGUGAAAGAGGGCAUCACAGACACGGCUCACACCAUCUAUGAGACCGCCGCUCGAGAGCACGAGAGCAGAGGGGUCACCGGGGCCGUGGGCGAAGUCCUGCGCCAGCUCCCGCCGGCCGUGGUGAAGCCUCUGAUUGUUGCCACGGAAGCGACGUCCAACGUGUUGGGAGGCAUGAGAAACCAAAUUAGACCCGACGUUCGGCAGGACGAGUCCCAGAAAUGGCGCCAUGGGGAAGACUGACGCUUCAGAUGCGGAUCCUCUGUGACGACGAGGGUGGAGCUAAGGAGCAGAGCGUCCCAGUGGCCAUUUUAGAGGGGACUCCUUUAAUUUUAUUGUGCUCAUCAUCUCAGGAACAAAAGCAUUUCUUAGUUAAAUAAUUUAAUAUUAUGAAAACAUGCAACCAAAACUUCUGUCAUUUUAGGGCUAGUUGGGUACUCGCCUAUAGAAAUGUUUGGUGGCUGGUGUCAAAAGUCCUUAAAGCCUUUGCUGCCAAGCUAGGGGAACGCUUGCUUUAUUCAGCUGACCUGGUUCUCCUGGUUCCAGACCAGCUGUCGGUGGCCCUCCUUUUACCGCACGGAGCACCGGGAAAGCGCUGCUUCGGCUGCUCUGAGAGCUUGGUUUCCUCGGUCUGGGGAGAACCACAGCUUCGGAACUUGCGUGGAGAAUGAGAGACAGAGCCACAGGCAGCGCAGAGCAGACGGGAGUGUCCUCGUGCAUGGCAUGAGGAAGCGGUAACCCAGCCUGUGGAUUCGUGUUCGUGCCCGGAACACACGACUUCCACUUACUCAGAAAGGCCUCUGUGGGAGCUGAGCGUGAAUGUGCAGACGUGUUCUGUCGUGUUGCACUUUAUCCUGUGUGUGUAUGUGUGUGUGUAUGUGUGUGUCUGUGUUUUUAGAUUAAUACGAGUCAUGUGCUGUCGUCUUUAUGUAAUUCAUAGAGUUACACAAAAUACAAAAAGGAGUCAAUCUGAAAGUUGUUGGUAAAGGAAGGUAAUUCUAGUAUAAUAAUUACCAUUUAUUUGAAGUGUAAAUAAAAAUGUGCAUUCUAUAAUGAGCUGGGGCCCACAUAAUUGUUUCUAUGUCCGGUCUUAAGCAGGUGUACCGCAAGCUUGCUGGGAAUGCGUGGAAAGGGGGAUUGGACGUGGUUUGUAUGCUUUUAAAAGUAACCAAAAAUCCUCUAAAUAUGCCCUAGUCAGUUGUUUCAAAGUCCCGUUUUUACUUGGUUAACAAUGUACAUUUUGAUAACCUG